Sebastes umbrosus (honeycomb rockfish) is the source of this 6947-nucleotide messenger RNA. It is a transcript of the gene zmiz1a, whose product is annotated as zinc finger, MIZ-type containing 1a. The record is from RefSeq and is a predicted model, not a curated record. Gene Ontology annotation, biological process: regulation of transcription by RNA polymerase II; protein sumoylation. The transcript is spliced from 25 exons. The coding region runs from base 495 to 3854 and encodes 1119 amino acids. Gene Ontology annotation, molecular function: zinc ion binding; SUMO ligase activity. Lineage: Eukaryota; Metazoa; Chordata; Actinopteri; Perciformes; Sebastidae.
GAAUCUAGGUCGCAUUUUCCUGCCGACCAGCCAGAGCACGUCUCUCUCUCUCUCUCUCUUGGUAACUGAAUAGCCAGUGUAAUCUGACACUUCAACUUGCCGUGCUCUACGGUAGUUGAUUCAGUCAGUCAGUCACACCGUCUCCGGGGCUCCAGCGUCGUCUUUGUGAAGUACAGAGCAGAGAGGAGCACCGUAAAAACACACGAGGUUUAGGAGGAAACAAUACGCGGAUUUGGCACCACGGAGGUCCGGAGCUGAAAAUCACCGCUUAAGGAGGGGUCAGUGAAGGACCGUGCGUGAGGAAUACAUGAAGGGCAGGGUGGGGGAGGGGGCGGCCAACCACAGCGGCAGUACCACCGAGGUCAGAGUUCGCGCAGACUCGCUCUGUGAUUGAUGAGGAUUAAGAAACGGAUUUUGCCCAUUAGGAAACAAGGGAACGUCCUCAUCCACACUGAGUACAGAACUUUUAAUGGCGUCCCGGUAGAGACAUCAAGAUGAACACGUUACCAUCAAUGGACCGGCACAUCCAGCAGACCAAUGACAGGCUGCUGUGCAUCAAACAGCACUUACAAAACCCGGCCAACUUCCACUCGGCGGCCACGGAGCUGCUCGACUGGUGCGGAGAUCCCCGGGCCUUCCAGCGACCUUUCGAGCAAAGUCUCAUGGGAUGUCUGACGGUGGUGAGUCGUGUUGCUGCUCAGCAGGGGUACGACUUGGACCUGGGCUACCGGUUGCUGGCUGUGUGCGCCGCCAACAGGGACAAAUUCACCCCCAAGUCUGCAGAAACCAGCACCUGCAGGAGAUGUCAGAGUGACUCAGCCCUGCUGUCGUCGUGGUGCGAGGAGCUGGGUCGUCUCCUCCUGCUGCGUCACCAGAAGAGCCGGCAGAACGAACCGCAAGGAAAAGUCCCCAUGCAGCCCAGCAUGAACAGCAUGAAGCCCGGCCUCACACACAGUGAUGGAUCCUUUCCCUAUGACUCUGUCCCCUGGCAACAAAACACCAACCAGCCCCCUGGGGCAUUGUCUGUGGUUACAACAGUGUGGGGCGUGACCAACACGUCACAGAGUCAGGUGCUAGGCAACCCAAUGGCGAAUAGCAAUAACCCCAUGAAUCCUGGAGGUAACCCUAUGGGAUCGGGUAUGUCCUCCAGCCCAGCAGGGCUCAACUCACCCCAGUUCAACGCUCAGCAGCAACAGUUUCCAAACAAAGGAGGCUCCAACCAGACGUACAUGCAGCAGGGUAUGUACGGCAGGCCCGGCUACCCUGGAGGUCCUGGGGGAUACAGUGGGAGUUACUCUGGAGGCCCAAACCCUCCUCAAGGAGGUAUGGGAUUGACCUCCCACUCACGUCCUACUGGUGACUUCACUCAGCCAGCCGCCGCUGCUGCAGCUGCUGCCGUCGCCGCCGCCGCUGCUACGGCAACGGCCACGGCAACGGCCACGGUGGCAGCUAUGCAGGAAACCCAGAAUAAAGAUAUGAACCAGUAUGGACAGAUGUGUUCUUCGUUCCAAAUGGGCCCCACGCAGACCUACAAUAGCCAGUUCAUGAACCAGCCAGGCCCACGAGGCCCCCCCGGAGGUAUGAAUCCAGCCAGUAUGGGAUCAGCCAUGAACAACCCCAACAUGAGUGGACCUCCCAUGGGCAUGAACCAGGCUCGAACCCCAGGCAUGGUGCCUUUUGGAGCUCACGGCCAAAGGAUGCCUCAGCAAGGGUAUCCCGGAGGACCUCGACCGGGCAUGCCCAUGCAGGGGAUGAAGAGACCAUAUCCUGGGGAGGCGAGUUACGGCGGUCAGCAGUACGGGCCGAACAGUCAGUUCCCGCCACAGCAGGGGCAGUACCCCACGACAAACGCCUCCAGGCCGCUGCCGUCUCCGAACUACCCCGGCCAGAGGAUGCCAGGGCAGCAGGGCCAAGGACAGUACCCACCUGGCAUGCCCAUGGGCCAGUACUACAAGCAAGAGCCCUUCAACGGUCAGAGCACCAACUUCUCUGGAGGCGGAUACUCCUACGGCCAAGGCAACGGGCCCCCGAGGCCCGUUAACUACCCCCACUCCCCGGUCCCUGGAAACCCCACACCCCCUAUGACCCCAGGAAGUAGUAUUCCUCCGUACCUGUCGCCAAACCAGGAUGUGAAGCCCCCGUUUCCACCCGACAUGAAACCAAAUAUGACAGCACUACCGCCCCCUCCAUCUAACCCCAAUGAUGAGCUGCGGCUGACGUUCCCAGUCAGGGACGGAGUGGUGCUGGAGCCGUUCCGCUUGGAGCACAACCUGGCCGUCAGUAACCACGUCUUCCACCUUCGACCCUCCGUCCACCAGACCCUCAUGUGGAGGUCAGACCUUGAGCUCCAGUUUAAGUGCUACCAUCACGAAGACAGGCAGAUGAACACCAACUGGCCCGCCUCCGUCCAGGUCAGCGUCAACGCAACGCCCCUCACCAUCGAGAGGGGGGACAACAAAACCUCCCACAAACCUCUGCACCUGAAACAUGUAUGCCAACCCGGGAGGAACACCAUCCAGAUCACAGUCACCGCCUGCUGUUGUUCCCACCUGUUUGUGCUGCAGCUGGUCCACAGGCCAUCUGUGCGAUCCGUCCUCCAGGGGCUCCUGAAGAAAAGACUCCUUCCUGCAGAACACUGCAUCACCAAGGUGAAGAGGAACUUCAGCAGCGUGGCGGCCUCGACAGGCAGCACCACUCUCAAUGGGGAAGACGGCGUGGAGCAGACGGCCAUUAAAGUGUCGCUGAAAUGUCCCAUUACCUUCCGACGCAUCCAGCUACCGGCGCGAGGGCACGACUGCAAACAUGUCCAGUGCUUUGAUCUGGAGUCCUACUUACAGCUCAACUGUGAGAGGGGGACAUGGAGGUGUCCUGUGUGCAAUAAAACGGCAUUGUUAGAAGGUCUGGAGGUGGACCAGUACAUGUGGGGAAUCCUCAACGCCAUCCAAAAUUCAGAGUUUGAAGAGGUCACUAUAGACCCGACAUGUAGCUGGCGACCUGUCCCCAUUAAAUCUGAGCUACACAUCAAAGAAGACCCUGACGGACCGCUCGCCAAGCGCUUUAAGACCAUGAGCCCCAGUCAGAUGACCAUGCCCAACGUGAUGGAGAUGAUCGCCCAGCUAGGGCCUGGCACAGGACCCGGACCUGGCCCCUUACUAGGUCCCAGCCCCUACCCGCCACACCCUAGUCAACAUCCCAGCGGCAACGGGGGAGAUUACCCCGGAGCAGGCAACAGUUACCACAGCCAAGUGAGCUUUGACUUCCCUCACGGGAACCCCUCUGGUGGAGGUGGAGGAGGAGGAGGAGGUCCCCCUAUGAGUGACUUCAUCCACGGCCCUCAGCUCUCCCACCCCCCGGAUGGUCCUGGCGGUCUCCUCUCCCAAGACAAGCCCCUUAACCACGGCAUGAAUGAUGCAAUGUCCCAUACCGAUCAGUCCCAUAACUCCAUGCAGCAGAGCUUGCAUGCGUCUCCCCACCCCGGCAGCCAAUCAGGGCCGCCCUUACAUCACAGUGGCCAGUCAGGGCAGCCCUUGCAUCACAGUGGCCAACCAUCGCAGCCGCCUCGCCAGCAGUUGCAGCCUCAGCCGCAGCCUCAUCAUCAGCAGCAGCAGCAGCAGCAGCAGCAGCAUCAGCAGCAGCAGCAGCAGCAGCAGCAGCAGCAGCAACCUGGGCACAACAGUCACCCUCACAGCGAUCUGAACUUUAACCCCUCCUCAGAUGGCCAGGAUAUGCCCGAACCCUCCCUGGAUCUGCUUCCAGAGCUGGCCAACCCAGACGAGCUACUAUCAUACCUGGACCCUCCCGACCUUCCCGCCAACAGCAACGACGACCUUCUCUCCCUCUUCGAGAACAACUAGCCUCUCACCUCUGAUACCCCCACCCCAUAGAAACCCUCCCGCAUCUACAGGAGUCGUGACGUGUUUGACUGUCCGUCCACAGACACCUCAACCGACCUCCUAUCGAUACUUCAAGCGGCUUCCUGUGCUCACGCGCGCACACACACAUACACAGUCUAUCAACGGAUUAACGUGUGGCAUAGGAGCACGGCUGAAAAAAAAAAAAGAGGCGCCUGUAACGGGAACUCCGAGGGAGAGAGAGCAGGAACGCCGCUCAUCCCCUCGCGCACUCCCUUUUAUUUCUUUCCUCGUGUAAAGAUUCCACGCACCAGUUCCACCGCCUCGGACUCGAGAAAACACACCAUUUACAGCCAUGUUGGCGGGCACUAAAGUGAUAUUAUAUAUAUAUACAUAUAUGAUAUUUGUGACUUUUAAAACUGAAAACUGUGCAGCUAUAAUCAUCAUGUGUAAACAACACGGAGGAGACAGGAAAAGUGUUGUUAGCUUUGUUUUUUUUUGUUUUUUAAUUAUGAUUUUCUUUUUGUGAAAAAAAAAAACAUUGUCUUGUUAGAGUGUUUUUAUCCGAUCUGAAAUGUGUUCUUCCAAAACUUUGGCACAUGCCAUCACACCCUUUGAUCCCCAGACUUCUCAGUGUGUGUGUGUGUGUGUGUGUGUGUGUGUGUGUGUGUGUGUGAGUGUGUGUGUGUGACAGUUGAAUAACUGGAACUCAUCAGAAUCGGAGCACUGAAAGGACGAGCUAAAACGUCCUUGAGUGUCAACAGAGGAAAAGAGCGCACAUUGUGCAAUUUAGUGUGUGUGAGUGUGUGUGUAUAUACGUAUGUGUGUGUAUGUUUACGUGUCCUCAUCGGUUUGCCUGCGAGCGUGUGUGAAAGACAGCGGGUGGAGAAAGUUGGAGACAGAGGAGGGAAGAAAAAUAUUGAACAGAAGAAAGAUAAAACAAUCCACUUUACGAGCUGUCUCCGCGCUUUUCCUCCCGUCUGCGGUCGUCCUCGUGUAUUUAUUGUAGUGUUUCGCUCUUCCUCAUCAAAUUCAGCACCAUUUUGUUCACAAGUGCAUGUGUGCCAACGGCUCCUGUUGUCUUUGUCCAGCCUAAACGUGCUUGAUCAAAUCUCUCUGUCUUUAUAUUUAUUAUUUUAUUUCAAAUUCAUCAGUUUUUUUUUUUUUAAUUGUCGUCCUUUUUUUUUUUUUUUUUUAAAUGUGUUUUAUUUUCGUCCCUCAUUGAAUCAGAUUCACAUCACCAAAGUUGUCCUAUGCUUUUUGUAAAAGGGGUUGGGCCUGGAUAUUAUGUUGCUGCAAGAGCAGGAUUUCAACAGAAGUUUUUAAAAUCACUGUGUUUUAUAGAAACGUCUGUGUGAUUGUUCUGAUCUUUCCUUUUGUUGUUUUGUUACCUGCAUCUUUUUUUGGGGGAAAAAAAAACAUCCUGCAUGAUCCAACAGUGUUUCCAGAGCUGUUGUAUAUACCCAUUGUGAAUACUUUGUGACUGUACAGUACUGUACCACCUAUCUAUUACUGGCAACUACAUGGUACUGUAUGUCUGUCAAAGACUACGCACACUCACACACACUCAUAGAAUCCCUUUUAACCAGUCCAAUAUUGUAAUUGAUCCAAAUGCACUCUCACUAGCCUCGUGUUGAGUACCUGUUUAUUGUUUUCCAUUACAAGUGAAAAGGAAUAUUCAAAUUGCUCAGCAGGCAAGUCGUACGAGUUACUUUUGUUUUUAUGUAUAAGAAUUGGUCAGCUUUAAAUUAGUUGUUUUUUUCUGUCUAAAAGAUUGUUAAUGCAGCUUAGAGGUCCAAAUUUCUCCAAAAAAAUGAUAUCAUUGGAACAAGUGACCUCGCCCUCUUUAUUUAAAGUGAGAAUGUGCAAAAAUGUCCUCUGGAAUGAGUUUUUUAUAACCACACCUUGCAAAAAUGUGUGAAUUGUGUAUUUUCAUCACAUUUGAUAUUGUUUUUAAGUUAUUAUUUUUUUUUUGUCCAGUGUUUUUAAGUCUAAUUUGGUUUACACGGUUUUAUGCAGUACAGUCAAUGAAUUUAAAAGAUACUGUAUGUUGUCGGACAAAAGUUCCCCCAUUUUGAGAUUUGUAAUCCGUUUGAAGAACCAAAUAUGGCUUUACUGAUCGUCAAAUCUGAUCGCCUGCAUAUAACACAGUUGAAGGAUCAGACGUUGUUCGUGUUUGUUUAUAUGUUUGUUAAAGACAAUGCACUGCCGCGUCGGGAUGUUUUAUUUCCCUACACAGUGUGUAACUGUAACUGCAACCUUUCACAGAAUCACGUCGAGUAAAUUUGACACAAAUUGUACUGUCUGAUUGCAGACGUCGAGGAAAUUGAGUUGAGGAUUUAAAAGAGAAUGCAAUUAAUGUUGUAAAAUGGAUUUUGGGGGAGACCUCCUGUUUGCAUUACAAGGGGAGGCUGUGGCAGAGGGUUGGGGAUGUAAGGGAUACGUGUAUAUAAUGUAAAUGACAAAUAGAGACACGUUAACAGAAAUGUAUUCAUUUUCUCCAGGGGGAGUGUGCAUAGUGUAUUUAGAAUUUGUAAAGCUUGCAUCCUCCUGUCAGACAUUGAAUUGGCAAAAUGAGUCUGCGUUCGAUUGUGCAGACCUCUCUAACCACGCCUGUUCAUUUAUGGAAGAUACUUUAUGUGCCCCUCCACGUGGGGUUUCCAAGAAAAAAAUACAUUUUUUUCCUUUGUGUAAUAUUAAACUUCUGUGUAUUUCUCUAUUACCUGCGUACUUUAUAAAGGUGCUACAAAAUUAUUCAAACCUUUUGAGGUAGAAUUGGGACUUGGAGAUAUUGAGCUUUUAGUGGCUCUUUAAGGGUUGUUUCCAAAUUUACAGUUUGUAAAAACAAUUUUGUCAAAUUUAUAAUUUUUAUGCAAUUUGGCUAAAUCUUUAUCUGCUAUAAAGGUACAAUCUGAAGUGAUUGGCGCAACAGGUGGCAGUUGUCUCUUUGGUUUUGUACAUCCUAUGUACAAUCAUUUCAUAUUCUAAACUGGUCAGAAAAAACAUUGUGAUUUUUAGUCUUGCAAAUCUGUAUGUAGUUAGAUGACGUGACAUCCUAAUAUUUAUCUAAUAAAUAUGUAUUCAGAUGAAACACAA